GACAUUCGGAGGUUGGUGCAACUCGUGUUGAUGCAGUAAGCUGCGACCGUUAGCUGUGUGUCAUCCCAUCCCUGUUGACGAUUUUCCUUCCAUCAGAUUGUUGUGGUUCUCAAUCCUUAACUUGUGUGCACUUGUGAGCGAGUCACACAAAUGAUGGAAAGAAGGAAUUGCUUGGCUAACUAAGUGAGAUAUUGAGAUUGCAAUGGCAUUAGCUGUGCUUAACACUGCGUUAGAAUGGGUGACAAUGGCUUUAUCUGCACGAGCUGUAGUUUGUGGAACCUAUGUUGGUGCACAUUUGUUUGUUGAAGUUCUUCUGCUGCUUGUCGGCCUUUUAUUACUCUCCAGGAAAAGUUCCAAGCCUCGAAAACGAAAGUUGAAACCGAAGGAAAUAGAUGAUUUAUGUGAUCAAUGGGUUCCCGAACCUCUAUUUCCUCCCAUAACCAAAGAGAUGUUGUAUGAACCGCCAGUGCUGGAGAGUGCUGCUGGGCCACAUGCUAUAAUUAAUGGUAGAGAAAUUAUUAAUUUUGCUUCGGCAAACUAUCUUGGAUUGAUAGGUCAUGAGAAGCUGCUUGAGACCUGUACUGCUGCUAUAGAAAAAUAUGGUGUUGGUUCCUCUAGUUCUCGUGGGUUUUAUGGAACAUUCGAUGUCCACCUCGACUUUGAAGCCAAAGUAUCAAAAUUUCUGGGAACCGCUGAUGCAAUUCUUUACUCUUAUGGACUCUGUGCCAUGUUCAGUGCAAUUCCUGCUUUCUCCAGAAAAGGAGAUAUAGUUGUCGUUGAUGAGGGAGUCCACUGGGGGAUCCAGAAUGGCCUUUGUCUCUCUAAAAGCACAGUGGUGUACUUUAAGCACAAUGACAUGGACUCUUUGAGACAAACACUGGAGAAUAUUACUAAAAAACAUAAGCGAGACAAGAAAAUGAGGCGUUACAUAGUUGUUGAAGCUAUCUACCAAAAUUCAGGCCAAAUUGCUCCGUUGGAUGAGAUCAUUAGAUUGAAGGAGAAGCACCGUUUCCGUGUUUUAUUGGACGAGAGCAACUCAUUCGGUGUGCUUGGAAGUUCUGGAAAAGGUCUCACCGAAUACUUUGGAAUUCAAGCUGAAAAAGUAGAUAUCAUAGCUGCUGCAAUGGGACAUGCACUGGCCACAGAAGGAGGAUUCUGUGCUGGAAUUGCUGGAACUGAAAUUCACCAGCGAUUGACAGGUGCUGGCUAUGCCUUUUCUGCUUCUCUGCCUCCAUAUCUUGCAAGCGGUGCAACCAAAGCUCUUGAAAUCCUUGAAGAAAAUACCAAUCUGGUAACAAAGCUGAAGCAUAACAUUGCCCAGUUGUGGGAAGAAGUAUCAGACAUACCUGGCUUGACACCAACAAAUAGUGCAGAAUCACCAAUUAUUUAUUUGAAAUUAGAGAAGUCAACAGGUAGCAUUGAAAAUGACCGACGCCUGCUUGAAAAUAUUGCCCAGCGAGUUUUGGAGGAAGAUGGUGUGUUGGUGGUGGCUUCCAAAAGAUCAAAAGUGGAUGGAUGUCGAUUGCCCUUAGGAAUUAAAUUGUUCGUCUCGGCAUCUCAUUCUGAGUCAGAUCUUCGUAAGGCCGCUGGAUCAUUGAAAAGGGUUGGUGCCUCAGUCCUGAGUGGUCGUAACUGAAGUUGAAUGCUUCUCUCCUGUUACGUUAUGUAUUGAAACAUCACUUCAGGUGCUGAGGGUGAACAACUUUCUAUAUUCCGGAAGGAUUUCUCCCUGCUCUGUAAUUUCGGUUUGAUAUGAUAAUAAAAAGGAAUUAGAGGAACAUCAGCCCAUAACGGCUGCAUGAAGAUAUAUUAAACUGUUAGUGGCAGCUUCCGACUACUGAUGACGUUAAUUAAAUGCACAAAAUACCUUAUGAUGUGCUAAGGCUAUUAGUGUUGGAAUAUUUUCAGUAUUCUUCGUUAUUCCACAUCAUGGGAAAUUUGUCAUUGUAGCGUUAUCGCAUAAUUGAGGGGAAUUCCACCGUGACAUCGUUUAGUUUCGAUUUUUUGGUUGACAUUGUUGAUGUGGAGGACAGAGUUAAUACAUUCUAUGAGUGGGGUUCUUGUUUAA
Molecule: messenger RNA, 2068 nt
Organism: Prosopis cineraria
Lineage: Eukaryota; Viridiplantae; Streptophyta; Magnoliopsida; Fabales; Fabaceae
Product: long chain base biosynthesis protein 1-like
Exons: 13
Coding region: 203-1636 (477 amino acids)
Biological process (GO): sphingosine biosynthetic process; ceramide biosynthetic process
Cellular component (GO): endoplasmic reticulum
Molecular function (GO): serine C-palmitoyltransferase activity; pyridoxal phosphate binding
Source: RefSeq, a predicted model, not a curated record